AUGCUUCGUAAUUCCCUCGCCGGCGUCGACGCGGCAAGGCGCGCCGAGCUGGUGGAAUGGGCGGAGUCGACAUGGGAGAACGGCGAGACGGACGAGGCCAUGGCUCAGCAGGUGUCAUCCGAUCGCACGUCGCUAGCAGCAGAAGCAGCUGUGGGGCAGAACGCGUCGGGAAUACCAGGAGGAACGUGGGGAAGGGUUGGAGUUAUCGAGGGUGUUGGUGUUCUGAGCGCGGUUCCCAGCCCUAACUCGCUGCCGUCCGUUGCAGCAAACCCUUUCACGCGGAACCUCACAGAUCCCAGCAACCGCGUCAGCAGCGCGGAGAAUGCGCGGUCGUCGCGGGGAUACGACUGGGCGCAGGAUGCGAGGGGGGGGAAGAGGCGCACGAACUCAGGGAGCUCUGUUGCUGGUAGCAUCCCCGCAAAUGCGCCUGUUAUCUCCGCAACACCCGCUGCAAUCUCGUCUGCUCUCCCCGCAGCUUCCCCCGCAACGGCGCCUGCUUUCCCCGCAGCUCUCUCCACAGCCUCGCCUGCUCUCACCGCAACACAACUCGAUGCUCUCCCCCCACCAUUCUCCCCAUCGCUCCCCCCACCUCUCCCCCCACCACUCCCCACACCGCUCCCCCCACCUCUCCCCCCACCACUCUCCCCACCGCUCCCCCCACCUCUCCCCCCACCACUCCCCCCACCGCUCCCCCCACCUCUCUCCCCAUCGCUCCCCUCAACUCUCCCCGCAGCCCCGCCACUUCUCCCCGCAGCGCUCCCCCAGCCUCGACUUCUCUCCCCGCAGCUCUCCCCCCAGCCGCGGCUUUUUUCCCCGCAGCUCUCCCCCCAGCCUCGGCUUCUCUCCCCGCAACUCGCUCCGCGUGUCCCCUCCCCCAACAUUCCAUUUCAGCCGCGCCAUCGGCUACUCUCCCCGCAACACCCUGGCGCGGAUCCGCGUGAGCGAGCCAUCCGCCGCACGAUCUCCAUGCCUGAGGCGGAUUUCGACGCCGCGCUCCCCUUUCCGCGCGCGCACGGCGCUUCCGCGGAGGGCGCAGCAUUCGCUCCCGGGGGCAGGAACGCGCUGGGCGCAGCGGGGGUGCUUCCGCGGUUGCGGAGCCCGCAGCUGGCGACGGGGGUGCGCGGAGUGAUGCUGCGCGCGAUUGAGGGGCACAAGAGGGGCGCCUCCGCGGACAUUGUGGAGACCGCGCAGAGGGCGCUGCGCAAGAGCAGGUGGGCCAGCGGAGGCCCGGGCGGGGAAGGGCGAUGGGGGCCAAUGAGCGCAAGGGAAUGGCGGCCGGGAAUGGAGGUGAAAGGCUUUAACGAAGCAGGAAUAGCAGCAGCAGGAGAAGGAGGAGGAGGCAACGGGGGAGGAGGAAGAGGUUGGGUGAUGGGGGAAGAGGCCGCUGGCGGUAGCAGUAUUGACAGCAUCAACAUCAUGGUUAUCGAGAGAAGUAGCGACGGUGUUACUGCUGCUCCUGAACGAGUAGGAGCAGCAGGAGCAGGAGCAGCAGGAGCAGCAGGAGGAGCAGCAGCAGGAGCAGCAGCGAGAGGCACAGGCACAGGCACAGGAGGGCGUGUGCCGUUUGGUGCCGUGUCACCACGACCAGGGGCAGCUGCGGGUAGGGGUGCAGGAGGAGGGGCUGUAGCAGGAGGGCCUGUAGCAGGCAACUCUAUGGGUGAAGGUGCAUCCCCUAGGCCAGGAAGAGGAGGAGCGGCAGGAGGGGCAAUGGCCGUGGGAGGAAUCUCACCCAGAACACCAGGAGCAGCAGCUGGGGCGAGAAGCAGCAACGGCCCUGUGCCAGCAUCACCUUCAGUGGGGGAGUCUUCGAGCCUGGCUACUGUUGAUGAAGCUGAUGGGGCUGUAGCAGCACUAGCUGUAGCUGAUGGCGAUGAUCCUGCAGCAGGGGCAGCAGGGGCAGGGAGAGCCGGAGGAGGUGGGGAUGUUGCCCUGGGGGAGAGCACAGCAGGGGUGUCGCUGUUCUCGUCUGCUUCUCUCGCUGCCUCUCAACCCCCGGUGAGCCCUCGGCCCCUUCGCAGCCCGCGGGGGUUUCCUGGCCUCAACUCACCAUCUUUUUCUGCUUCUGCCGCCAUGACUGCCCCUGAUGCCCCUGCUUUCUCUGCUGCUGCUCUCACCUCACCUCGUCCCCUUGCUCACGCUCCUGCUCCUUCUCCUUCUGCUACCACUGCUGCUGCUGCUGCUAGCCCCAGUGGAGCAGCAGCAGCAGCAGCAGCAGCGGGCGGGCACAGCAGUGCGAUGGCAGCGAGGCUGCAGGGGGGGGUGGCGGGGCUGCGGAAACUGCGCAAGGCCCUCACAGCACCGGCACAGGACCUGGCAGAGGAGGAGGAGGAGGAGGAGGAGGCAGUGGCUCUCCUUAAGAGCGGAAACCUGCCCUGGAACCACAGCCCUGUUGCGUUUGGCGCGCAUGCCGCUGCUGCUUCUGCUGCCGGUGUGGCUGGUGCAGCUGUGGCUGGUGCAGCUGGCUCCCCUGGGGGCGCGCUCUCCGCUUCCCCCCUUGGCCUCCGCCCCCCCAGGGCUGGAAUCAGCGCGGACGGGACGAGGGCCAGUCGCAUGGUGGGGGGAGGCGCAGGGGGAGGCGCAGGGACAGGGGGAGGAGGUGGGAAGGGAAGAAGCGGAAGGAGAGCCCCGUUAGAUGUGCAUGCGGAUCUGUCGAUCCUUCAGGAGCUUGAGCUGCCACUCUUCUUCCAGAACGGUAGGUCAGGAGCAGGGAAGGGAGGCGCUAGGGGGAGGAACAGCGGAGGAGGAGGAGGGCGAGCAGGCGGAGCGGCAGCAGCAGUGGCAGGGGUGGCAGAGGGGGUUGGUGGGGCGAGCACGGUGCAUCUGAACAGGCGGGGGUACGCGCACCGGGUGUUUCGCACGCAUAACUUCCCGCUGUCCGUGGGGGCGGUGCUAGGAGCAGUGUCGGACCAUAACGACGCUAUCACUGUCACCCCUGCCUCGCCCACUGCUGGCAACUCUGCCCCCAUUGCGUCCCCUUGGACCCCGCCUUCCGUUGCUCAUGCUGCUGCUUCUGGCGGUGGUGGUGGCGGUGGUGGUGGUAGUGGUGCUGCUGCUUCUACCUCUGCUUCCUUUCCUCAGCACUCCUCCUCGCCCUCCGCUCAGGCAGUGCUCUCGUCGCCCUCUCCACCCGUCACUCCUCCCAUCGUUGCUCCUGCUGUCUUUUCAGCAAGCUCAGGAACACAGUCCCCCUCCUCCUCCUCUACAGGUCGUAUCAGCAGUCCUGUGCUUGGUAGUGCAGGAGCAGCAGCAGGACCGCUUAACGCACGGCAUAGAUCCAACGGCCCUCCCAGUCCCAUGGGGUCAAUGGGGUCAAACGGGUUCUCAAAUACGUUCUCAAGCGGCCCUCUCAGCCCGCUUGGGUCAAUGGGGUCAAUGGGGUCAACUAACGGGCCUCUCAGCCCGCUCCGGUCCAUGGGGAGUCUAGGCCUGAUCAGUCCCCGAGGAGGCGGAGCAGCAGCAGCAGCAGCAGCAGCAGGAUCAGCAGCAGGCAUGGGUGGAGUGAACCUCAUGCGGCAUGCCUCUGUGGGUGCAUCAUCUGCAUCAUCAUCUGCCGCUGCUCCCCUGGGUCUCAUGAGCCCGGUGGGUGGCAGGGGCGGAGGUGGCGGAGGGCGUCUCUUCAGCCCGGUGCUUGCCGGGCCGCACGGGACCGGCAGAGGCCGAGGGGUGGUGGCCCUGGGGGCUGCAGGAACAGCCGCAGCAGGAGGAGGAGGAGGAGGAGGAGCAGGAGGAGGAGGAGGAGGUGCAGGGGGAGGAGGAGGAGCAGGGGGAGCAGUGGCAACAGCAGGAGGAGGAGGAGGGGCAGGGGCAGCGGCAGCAGCAGGGAAGUACCCUCGGUUUCCAUCGGAGGGCGGGCAGCAGUCAGCAGUGGCAGCACUGGGCGCUCUCAGCGGCCUGCUGAGCCCCCGCGGAGCAGCAGGGCUGGUCCCCGCACACAGCCUCCCUGCUAAGUCCCGGCUCACCCAGCAUGGAUCGCUCUUAUGGGGCAUGCCUGGUUCUGCUUCCCUGUCUGCGGUUCCUGCGGGCGCGGGAGCGGGAGGGGAAGAGAUGGCGGGGGGGUUUGCGGGGUUUACGGGGGCGUUUGGGGGGGGCGUUGGGGAUGGGGAUGGGGGCAGCAGCAUGAGUGUGAAGGGCGCUGCACAGGCAGAGCCGCCGUCCUCGCCUUUGGUCCAGGGCAAGAUGAACAUGAUCGGGUGUGGGCCUCCCUUGGGAGUGUUCCGAUCACCCGCCGUCACUUCCUCUGUCUCUGCUGUGCUACGCCAUGCGAGCAAAAGCAGAGGGGGGUUAGAUCACUACCCCCAGCAGCAACAGCAGCAGCAGCAGCAUCAGGAAGGGGAGGUUGAGGGGGAAGGUGAGAAGGCUGUCAGUGGCAGCAGCAGCAGCAGAUUGGGGGGCGUAGGCCUGGGGGACACGAGUGGAGAGAGGGAGGAUGGGGAGGGGACAGGUCGAGGGGAAUGUGAUGGUGGAGCAUCGGCAGCUGCCAGUGGUGUGGUGAACAGGGAGAAGGGAGUAACAGGAGCAGGGGGGACUGGAGGGGCAGGGGAAGCAGUGGAGAGAGUAGGAGGUGUAGGAAACGAGGAAGGAGGAGGAGGAGGAGGAGGAGGGGGAGGAGGAGGAGGAGGAGGAGGAGGAGGAGGAGGAGGAGGAGGAGGAGGAGGAGGAGGAGGAGGAGGAGGAGGAGGAGGAGGAGGGGGAGGAGGGGGAGGAGGGGGAGGAGGGGGAGGAGGGGGAGGAGGGGGAGGAGGGGGAGGGGGAAAGGGAGGAGGCCAUAAGCAGUCGCACUCACGGUCCGGAUCCCUCAUGGAAGGGGUUCGCAACUGGGGAAGAUCCAAGUCCUCAAGCUCGCAUCAUUGA
Molecule: messenger RNA, 4851 nt
Organism: Closterium sp. Yama58-4
Lineage: Eukaryota; Viridiplantae; Streptophyta; Zygnematophyceae; Desmidiales; Closteriaceae
Source: the annotation of a GenBank genome assembly